AAUAUCCUGAGAGAGGAGCCUGGGGAGAGCCUUUAGAUUUGGUUCCGCGAUUCCAGUAGCCCUGCAAUCUUAGUGUAUCGCAACAAUGUCAGUAGCCGGGCUUAAAAAGCAGUUUUAUAAAGCAAGUCAGCUUGUGAGUGAAAAAGUUGGAGGAGCUGAAGGAACCAAAUUGGAUGAUGACUUUAAAGAAAUGGAAAAGAAAGUUGAUUUGACAACUAAAGCUGUUGCUGACGUUCUUGCUAAGACGAUUGAGUAUCUGCAGCCAAAUCCUGCCUCCCGAGCUAAACUGUCAAUGCUGAACACUGUGUCUAAGAUACGCGGGCAGGUGAAGAAUCCAGGAUAUCCACAGCCAGAAGGUGUUUUAGGAGAGACUAUGGUCAAGUAUGGCAAGGAUCUUGGAGAUGAAUCAAAUUUUGGUGAUGCUUUGCUGGAUGCCGGGGAGUCAAUGAAAAGGCUGGCAGAAGUGAAGGAUUCUUUGGAUAUUGAAGUGAAACAAAACUUUUUGGAUCCCCUACAGAAUCUAUGUGACAAAGAUUUGAAGGAGAUACAGCACCAUCUAAAAAAACUGGAGGGCCGAAGGCUUGAUUAUGACUACAAGAAAAAGCGUCAAGGAAAGAUACCAGAUGAAGAGCUGAGACAGGCCAUGGAAAAGUUUAUUGAGUCGAAAGAAGUGGCUGAGACAAGCAUGAUUAAUUUGAUUGAUACAGAUGUGGAACAGGUUAGCCAACUGUCAGCCUUGGUUGAAGCACAGCUAGAAUAUCACAGGCAAGCUGUACAAAUACUGGAUGAACUCUCAGACAAGUUGAAGAAUCGCAUGAGAGAGUCCUCUUCCAGACCCCGACGAGAGUUUAAACCUAAGCCACGAGAAAGCUAUGAAUAUACUGAAAGUGAACAAUCCAAUGGUGGCUUCUGCAACCCUGCCAACAAAGUACAAGCUUCAUCAUCUUUCCGCAGUGAAAAGCCUGCAAGGACUAAUAACCGCAGUUCAGCUCCCUUGGAUCAGCCAUGCUGUAAAUCUCUGUAUGACUUUGAACCUGAGAAUGAUGGAGAACUGGGUUUCCGUGAGGGUGAUAUUAUUACGCUUACCAAUCAGAUUGAUGAGAACUGGUAUGAAGGAAUGAUUAAUGGCCAGUCUGGGUUUUUUCCGGUCAACUACGUUGAGAUUCUGGUUCCUUUGCCUCAAUGAAUUCCACUCGGAUUUGCUUAAUAAACUAAAUUAACACUAAGGACCAAAAUUAUGAGGAACUAUAAGCACCUGGCUUCCUGUUUUGAAGAUCUCUCUGGAAGAGCAAGUUUUUUUUAUCAGUUUUAUAAUUCAGUGGCCUGUUACUUCAGGGCACCAUCCAUAAAAUACAUAUUUGUCCGUCCAUCUAGUGCCCCAUCAUCAUUUGGUGCUUAAGAUCUUGCUUUAUUCUAGUAAUUCACUACAUCAGUUACUAUAGUGAACACUAAGUGUCCCCUACAUACAGUUGCCGGGUAAUUUACAAUAUUUUUUAUUCUAACCAGAAUGUGAUUCUCUUCAGAUCUUUAAGUGGUUUGGAUUAUUCCUAAAAUACUGGUUAUCCAUGACCUAAGAUCCUAAGAACCCGGACCAUAAUGCACAACUGCUAAUAGAUUACCUCCCACUGAGUGGGUCAGACCUUUUUCAUUGUCUUUUUACAAAAUACUUUUUUCUUGAAUACCAGCUUCUGCUCCUGUCAAUAUCUAUGUAUAUGUAUAUUAUAUAUAAUCUUUAUAUUCUAUGUAACAUCAUGUAUCUUGGUACAGUUAUCUAUUUUAGUCUAAGAAUUAAUAUUGUGAAUAUAGAGAGACCAUAUGAUCUUCUAGUUUUACUUCUGAAUCUCUUUACCAGUAAUACCAAAAAAUGAAACUUAAUCAUUUAAAUAUAAAUACCAUUUUUCUUUA
Molecule: messenger RNA, 1905 nt
Organism: Xenopus laevis (African clawed frog)
Lineage: Eukaryota; Metazoa; Chordata; Amphibia; Anura; Pipidae
Gene: sh3gl1.L
Product: SH3-domain GRB2-like 1 L homeolog
Biological process (GO): synaptic vesicle uncoating
Cellular component (GO): cytoplasm; presynapse; podosome
Source: RefSeq, marked provisional